GACAGCUGUGGAGUGCAGUUGGCGCUCAGUGGUCCGGAGAGAAUCCGGAGAAAACAAACAGAAGCAGCGGUGAGAGUGAAAAUAGACGAAAGAAGAGCUAACGGAGAGGAUAACGGGAGCAGAGAUGAAGUCUGGAUCAGAUCCUCCAGGACUAAAGUCUGGAUCAGAUCCUCCAGGACUAAAGUCUGUCAGGAGGUCUCCUAGACUGUCCCCACAGUGCAACAGCAGCGGUGGUGACGCUAAAGGAAAGGAGGAGAAGAAAGGAGGCAGCAGCCUGCAGGAGCUGAAGAGGAGAGGCAGAAUGGAGAGGAGCAGAGAGGAGGAGGAGGAGCUGAACGACAGGCUGCAGACGCUGGACCUGUCAUGUCGGUCAGCAGCCAGUGGAACAGGCGUGGUGUAUUCAGAGAUCUUCACUCAUCAUAAGAGCCUGUGGGAGCCCAGUCACCCAGAGAGUCCCGACAGAGCGACGACCAUCAUGGAGGAGCUGCAGAAACAGGAGCUGCUGUCUCACUGCGUCACUCUGCAGCCCAGAGAAGCGACAGAAGAAGAGCUGCGGCUCGUUCACACGAAAGAGUACGUAGAUCUGAUGAAGUCGACUCAGACGAUGACGGAGGAGGAACUCCACACGCUCUCUGACAAAUACGACUCCGUGUACCUCCACCCUGAGAGCUUCCAGGUGUGUCUGUCUGCGGUGGGUUCAGUCCUCCAGCUGGUCGAUCAGGUGAUGACCUCUGAGCUCAGGAACGGAUUCGCUGUCAUCAGACCUCCAGGUCAUCAUGCUCAGCCCGACCUGGCCAACGGUUACUGCGUGUUCAACAACGUGGCGAUCGCAGCUCGAUACGCUCGGAGCAGACACUCCGUCAGCAGGGUUCUGAUCGUGGACUGGGAUGUUCAUCAUGGUCAGGGGAUCCAGUACAUCUUCCAGAACGACCCUAGUGUGCUGUACUUCAGCGUCCACAGGUUUGAGGGCGGAGCUUUCUGGCCACACCUCCCAGAGUCUGACAGUCAGAGCGUGGGCGGAGGACGAGCUGAAGGCAGAAACAUCAACCUGCCCUGGAACAAGACGGGGAUGACGGGCGCUGACUACAUCACGGCUUUUCAACAGCUGCUGCUGCCUGUAGCCCACGAGUUCCAGCCUCAGCUGGUCCUGGUCUCUGCAGGCUUUGACGCUGCGGUUGGAGAUCAGAAGGGGGAGAUGAGCGUCCGUCCUCAGUGUUUCCACGUCCUCACUCACAUGUUGAUGAGUCUGGCUGAAGGUCGCCUCGUUCUCGCUCUGGAGGGAGGUUACAACCUGCAGUCAACAGCAGAGGGCGCUGCAGCCUGUGUCAGAGCUCUGCUGGGAGGAGCCUGUCCUCCUUUGACUCCGCCCACUGCUCCAUCUGACAGUGCUCUUCAGUCCAUCUCUCAGACCAUCUCUGCUCUGUAUCCGUACUGGACCUCUCUGCAGACCCUGGAGGGCGGUCCAUUGGCUGAGGGGCGUGUCGUCAGGGCAACAACCAACGAUAAAAGCACAAAACCAUCCAGCUCCACCCCCUCUGUUACCACGACAACAGGUCUGGUUUAUGAUGAGAGGAUGAUGGAGCACAUGAACCUGUGGGACAGACAUCACCCUGAACAGCCUCAGAGAAUAUUCAAGAUCUUCUCCAAACAUCAGCAGCUGGGAUUGGUCGAUCGUUGCCGACAGAUACCGGCUCGUUUAGCGACAGAGGAGGAGCUGGCCAGGUGUCACAGCGUGCAGCACAUCAAACAGAUGAAAUCCACCGCAGACAUGAAGCCCAGAGAUCUGCACAAACUAGGAAAUGAGUUCAACUCCAUCUUCUUCAACAACCAGAGCUACACGGCGGCUCUGCUGGCUGCAGGAAGCUGCUUCAAUGUUGUAGAGAAGAUCCUUAGUGGAGAGGUGAGUAACGGCGUGGCGAUCGUUCGCCCUCCCGGUCAUCACGCGGAGAGAGACUCUCCCUGUGGCUUCUGUCUCUUUAACACGGCAGCUCUGACCGCUCGCCAUGCCCAGAAAAUAUCCCAGGAUGCACCACUGCGAGUCCUCAUCCUGGACUGGGAUGUUCACCAUGGGAACGGGACGCAGCACAUGUUCGAGAACGAUGACAGCGUCCUUUACGUCUCCCUCCAUCGCUAUGACAACGGGACAUUCUUCCCUUCUUCAGUGGACGCUGCACCUGACAGGGUGGGCGUUUCUAAGGGGGCGGGGUUUAAUGUGAAUGUGGCAUGGAGUGGAGGGAGGAUGGGUGACUCAGACUACCUCGCUGCCUUUCACCAAGUUGUGAUGCCGAUCGCCACAGAGUUUAACCCCAGUCUGGUUCUGGUGUCUGCUGGAUUCGAUGCAGCUCGGGGGGAUCCGCUCGGAGGUUAUAAUGUGACGCCAGAGGGAUACGCCCACCUCACACAUCUGUUGAUGUCACUGGCUGGGGGGCGUGUCCUUGUCAUACUGGAGGGCGGGUAUAAUCUCACCUCCAUCUCUGAAUCCAUGGCGAUGUGCACCAGCAUGUUACUGGGAGACCCUCCUCCCUCCUUAGUGACGCCCCUCCCCCCUCCUCAUCACAGCGCCGUGGCAACGAUAAACCAGGUGAUCCGGUACCACGCCCCCUACUGGAGGUCCCUGAGGAUACACAUCCCAGAGUCUCUGCGGGCAUCCAUACCCUCCCCUAAGCAUCGUGGGAAACGUGGUUCCAAAGGAAAAGGCAGGAAGUCAGAUCAGAGCAGCGCAGACAGACCACCUCUGCCCCCUACAGGACCGAAUGACUCAGCGACAGAGAACAGCCUGGACCAGCUCGCUCAGGGAUUGGCCAGUUUAGACAUCAGUCAGAAUGCACCCUGUCCCACCCCGGUCACAUCAACACCAGUGGGCGGGGCCAGGCCAAAGGUCAGGCUCAGCCCAGAGAAAGUCACCUGUGAGGGUGAAGUGAAGGUGGAGCCAGAGGAGAGGACACCAGAGCAGAGCCAAUCAGGAGGGAGCACCCAGCCUCAGCCUGAGGCUGUUGCCAAGGCAGCAUCAGAAUCCGUUGCCUCUGGAGAAAAGCCAGUUGAAGGAAAGGAGGCGGAGCCAGAGUCAGAGGGAGCAUGUGGUUGGUCGAAGUCUCAGAUGUCUCUGGAGCUGACAUGUGGAGGACAAACAGACGCCCCUCUCUACGUCGUCGACCCCCUCCCCUGGUGUCCUCACCUGGAUGCAGUGAAGCCCCUCCCCUCUUCAGGUAUUGAUGUCUUCCAGUCGUGUCAGGACUGCGGCUCAGAGGCUGAGAACUGGAUCUGUCUCACCUGUUACCAGGUGUUCUGUGGUCGUUAUGUGAACGAGCACAUGGUCAUUCACGGCGCCGUGUCUGAACACCCGAUGGUGCUGAGCUUCUGCGACCUGUCGGUGUGGUGUUACCUGUGUGAGUCGUACAUCCACAACCAGGUUCUGUUUGAAGCUAAAAAUGCUGCUCACUUUGCCAAAUUUGGAGAGGAGAUCCCUCCAUGGAGCUGAGAGGAGGAGGAGGGUGAUGAAGAGGAGGUGAUGAGGAGGCUGGUGUCAAAACUGAACGCUGUGUCUGUUUCCCUCUUUUUUUAACGUCUUCCUUCUGUGUGGUUGGGUUUGUGAGUGUUCUGUCCUCUAUCACAGCUAGAAGCAAUGGUGCUUUGUGGGACAUUCAGUUAAAUACACCCAGCACAAUCUACGGUGUCCCACAGAUGCCAAAAAAACAAAAACCUCACAUACAACAACAACAACAAAAAGAAAAGACAAAAGAGAUUUACUGUCCAGACCGGUGCUGAACAUCUUCAUCUUCAUCUUCAUCAGAUGUUGGUUCUAAUCCCUGGAAAUGUGACUUCCUACCAGCACAUUCUUCACCUUUAGGGCCUGAGUCUACACGACGUUAUUUAUUUUAACGCUGGCGGCGCUGCAGAGUGCUUCUCUUCAGCGUUUACUGCUGUGAUGUUAGGAAGUGGCUUUCUGCCUCGGUAGGAUCCAGAAAGUUUUAAAGCAUCUAGAGAUAAAUAUUUCCCUUACUUAUGAUCAUUUCAGCAGGUAAACAAAAAAACAAUAUAAAAUAAUCGUGUCCUGGCAGUGACAGCUGUAGACCGCAAAGCUUUCCUCUCAAAAAUCUGAUCAGAUUCUCUGCCGCUUUAGGGGAUAUCUAGCUAUCUAUCUUUAGCUCUGGAAGCUGAGAACAUUAAUUGCUGCAAUAAAUUGGGUUUAUAUUAAAAAUGAGUGAAAAAAACAGCUGACUCAGGCCCUGAAUGUUGAAAAUCUGAAUUUUAGAGUCGUGACGGUGCCACCAGCAGGCCAAACCCACAAACUACAGCUCAUGUACGGUUUCUGUUUCUGGUCGUUUCUGUCGAAACUCGAUCUGUUUCUAUGAUCAGCUGAGAGCCUCGACCUUCACUCGGACGGCUUUCUAACUUCAGCAAACAUCCGAGUUCGUGUUUUAUGGCGUCUUUCAUUAAAGAUUAGUGAUCACAACUAAAACUGGAAAAACAGCUGUAUUCCCUAAAACGGUCAGAUCUGCACAGUGAAAAAUAUGUUUUCUUUGGGUUAAAAUAAAAGUUUGGGUUUUAGGAGGCUGAGCUCAUGAAAAAAGGAAGUAUUAUUUUAUUUAAGAGGAAAAUGUGACUUUAAGGAGCUGACUCCAAACCAUUUAAGUAUUCUGUAGUUUAAACGUUUAAACAGCGUGUCCCAGCAGCAGGAGAGGGUCAGAUAUCGCUUUAUAUCGCCCUCGCUCUCCACACUUUAUCCAUUAAAUGGUAAAUUCUCUGUAAACUCAGUUUUCUCCUUAACCUCCAGAGACUCUGCAUGUUUAUUAGAGGACGCUACAUUUUUACUUUCCAACAACUUAGCAAUAAGCUCUGCUGUUAAAAUUUUGAGAUAAUUUCUCCGGUUUUAGAAGUAUAUAGAAGUUUAAGUAGUUUGCUCAGAAUGUCUGGGAAUUUCCCAAACAAUUUUUUUAAUGAAUUUUCCCUUGAAUUUUAUUGGAUAUCGUUGAAAAAAAAGCUUGGAAAUUUCCAUAUUUUUUAUGGAAUGUUAGUGGAAUUUAUUUGUAAAUUGACUGGGAAUUUUGGGGGGAAUUUUCAUGAUCAUUGUUGUCUGUAUUAUUGUUUAAAUAAUUUGCAGUUUGGUGGAAUUUGCUUUGAAAUUUGUUGGUACUUUCAUGGAAGUUUGGAAAGUUUGAAUUUUUUUUUAGUGUGAUUGAAAAAUGUGGGCGAAUUUGUUUGGUGGUAAUUUGGGGGGAAAUUUUCAUGAUUUUUCAGUGGAAUUUUGGUGGAUUUUAUUUGUAAUUUUACUGCUAAUUUUGGGUGGAAUUUGCUUUGAAAUUUUCCAAAAUGUAUUUGUCUAUAGUAAUGUAGAAUUGAUUUGCAGUUUUGUUGGGACUUGCAGUAAUAUAUUUUUUAGUCAUUUUCAUGGGAACUUGGUUAAUAAUUUUGUGGGUAAAUCUCCUAGAUAUUUUCUUGUAUAUAAUUAAAAGUUUGAGGGAAAUAUUUUGAAAAUUUUCAUCAAUUUUCCAUGGAAUUUUUGUGGAAUUUAUUUGUAAUUUGCUUUGAAAUUUUAAGGUAUUUGAUUGCAAAUUUUUAUGGAAAUUCCAUGGAAAGUUUUAGUUAAAUUUUUGGCCUUUUUCAGAAAGUUUUACUGGAAUUUUUGGGGAAUAUUUGUGGACAUUUUUUAAAAAUUAUUUUUCAGUGGUUCAAAAAUCUUGAAGUUGCCUUAAAAUGUCUUGGAACUUUAAGGGAAUUUUGGGGAAAUUUUGUGUUUUGGAAAUCUGCAAUAAUUUAAAGAAAAUUUCCAAGAACUUUUAGUGGAAAUUCAGUUCAUACCUAUUAAUGACUGAGUUCCUUCUAACCAAACACAUCAGAUGGACUGUUUUAUAUUUCCGUGCCAUGGAUAUAUUUCAUAUUCAUCUGGGAAAACUCCUGUAGAGAACGAUCAGGAGAGACAAGACUUUUCUAAAAAUUCUGGUAAUGUGAUUGGACGAAUGUCACAUUCGGGACGAGUCAAUCAGAGCGACUAGACAGAAUCAGGUCGUACACAUGUGCGGCUCCGCUAGUAAAGUAAUCCUGACAGGAAAACUCUGCUGGAGUGUAUAAACAGAUGAUUUAUUACCGUCCGUUCCCAACGGUCCAGAAAAGCGCUCGCUGGGUUCAGGGAGUCUGAGACAAACCCACCGCCUGAGUUCCUGAGAAAGUCUUGAUCCUGAGAGUAUCAGAGUGUCUCAGUAAGGUCUGUGUGAGCAUGGAGAUAAAGAUGAAGAGAUUCUGAUGCUAACAGAGCGCCUCGGACUCUGCAGCUCUGUUAGCUUAAUAAAGGGGGGCUGGUGAGAAACGGAGGGUCGUAUCUCGCUGCCAGGUGUCGCUAUGCUGGCUGUUAGGACACUCUACUCCAGAAUAGGUGUACACAUUUGUUCUUACCUCAGUAUAAACGCUCCAUAAAGAGAGUUAUCAUUAGUUUAAAUGACAUGAUCAGAUUCUGACAGAGCAGAGCGUCCCGGGACGUCCAGGUUGAGAACCAACUGAACUGAAAUAGGCUGAUUUUGUCCUAAAGGCUCAUGAAUGCUGCUGGGACACGCUGUAGGAUUAUAUAACUGUUAAUAAGAAGGCAAAAUCCAGAAGUGUUAAACUCAUUUAGUACUGUGAAGAGGAAAGCUUCUGAUUGGUGUAAAUGGAGACUGAGAAACAGGGGGCUUUUAUUUUGAAAGCAGACGAGCACCUUUGAUUUUCUGAUUGUAUUCCAUGUGUUAAAACCUUUCAGUUUAAUUUCUUUUUAAUUUUAAGAAGUUAAAAAGUCCUCACUCUAGUGGAAAAUCAUCUCAUUUUUUAUAAACUUUAAAAGUUUGGAGCUGCAAACUGAAGAGUUUUAUCCCGUUUGGGUGUUUAGUUUUCUGUCUGAACUUUGACCCACAGAUGCCCCAGUCACAUUUCUUGAUGCCAGUACUGAUAUUGUUUUUAUUUUGAUUCAUCAGCUGGUUUAGCAGUUGGUCGGUCUAUUUAGCUUUGCAGUGUACUAAGAUCUCCUGUAGGUGGCAGCGUAUCCUGAUUGAAGUCAUCCUUAUUCUGUCAGCUUCAUCCUUUUACUGCCUUUGUUCAACAAAAACCUCCAGAGGAGCAGAAACCCAGGCUCCUACAGUAGGGACGGUUACAUGUCGUCAUUUAUGGGUUUUUAUUAGGUCUCAUUGAUUUGGGAACAUAAUCUAAUUGUGAUUUUUUCCCCCAAUAAUGUGAUUUAAUAUGCGAUUAUUUUUAAAACUCCUCAUCUUAUGCAUUUCUCAACAAAAAGCAAUAAAUAAUUCUAUAUUAUAACAAGCAGUCUUUGCUCUUUAAAGGCCGAGAGCUCAGUGUUUUUGAACAUCAGAAAACUAAAUGUAGAAACGUGAGUUUAACUCUGGGUUUCAGCUCCAAACUUCAGUUUAAAGUCUGCAGAACAAACAGACAACAGCGGGGGGGUGUGAGGAGGAAAGCUGCGUGUCUGAGUCCGAGUUCCUCGCUCUGUCAGACGGCCGUAGCCGUGUUUAGGAGGUCUGAGUGCUGUGCAAUAAUCUGUUCUUUCCUGCCUGUUUUAUAAAUGUUUUAUUAAACUUUUGUUUGUACGACUUCCUGUCAGCUGAUUUAUGAUCAUCCUGCAUGGUUUGAUGUUUGGAUUAGCAAUGCUUUUUUAUGAGGGAUUAUUUCACAUUUUAUUUAGUUUAUUCUUACGUCUACAGGAGCUAUUCCUCUAGUGUUUUUAUUCUCAGUAAAGUAAAAUCACUGUGAUUCUGAUGUUUUAAAGACAUAUGAUUGGGCUUUCAUGCUUUUAUUCAGAGAGGGAACCUGGGGGAAGAGAAAGCUACGGAUGGUCCAAAAAUGGCAAAAAUGAGUGAAAAGUGACUAAAAUGGGCAAAAAAUGUGGCAAGAUGGGGAAAAAGUGGUGUUUAAGUGCAAAAUGGAGCCUAAAUGUGCAAAAAAUUGCAAAACAAAGCUGGAUAAAAGUCACUGACAGUAAUGAAAAAUGGCAAACAUGGGUACAAAGUGGCAAAAAUAGGUCAAAGUGACAAUAAAACCAAGUGAAAGGAGGUGAAAAUGGUUGAAAAACAGCAAAAAAUGGGCGAAAAGUUGGCAAAAAAGGCAUGCAAUGGACAAAACUAAGUGAAAAGAGGGAAUAGUUACAGGUGGUCCAGAAACAGUAAUAAUGUGGCAAAAAAUGAGUGGAAAGUGACUAAAUAUAG
Messenger RNA from Cheilinus undulatus (humphead wrasse), 8180 nucleotides. RefSeq names its product histone deacetylase 6 (gene hdac6). Gene Ontology annotation, biological process: chromatin organization. Lineage: Eukaryota; Metazoa; Chordata; Actinopteri; Labriformes; Labridae. The transcript has 29 exons. The record is from RefSeq and is a predicted model, not a curated record. The coding region runs from base 125 to 3478 and encodes 1117 amino acids. Gene Ontology annotation, cellular component: histone deacetylase complex. Gene Ontology annotation, molecular function: zinc ion binding; histone deacetylase activity.